Molecule: messenger RNA, 5539 nt
Organism: Volvox carteri f. nagariensis
Lineage: Eukaryota; Viridiplantae; Chlorophyta; Chlorophyceae; Chlamydomonadales; Volvocaceae
Gene: chc1
Product: vesicle coat protein clathrin, heavy chain
Exons: 34
Coding region: 1-5151 (1716 amino acids)
Biological process (GO): intracellular protein transport; receptor-mediated endocytosis
Cellular component (GO): plasmodesma; Golgi apparatus; clathrin coat of coated pit
Molecular function (GO): clathrin light chain binding; structural molecule activity
Source: RefSeq, a predicted model, not a curated record
AUGGCACAGGCUGCGCCCCUCUUGGUGCAGGAGAAGCUCUCACUUCCAAGCAUCGGGGUGGCACAAGACUUCAUUUCGUUCAAGAAUGUGACGAUGGAGUCCGAUAAGUACAUCUGCAUCCGUGAGACAGGAGCGCAGAAUACCGUUGUUAUUGUGGAUAUGUCCAACCCGUUGUCACCGGCAAGACGGCAAAUCAGUGCGGACAGUGCGCUCAUGUGUUUGGACAAGAAGGUCAUAGCGCUAAAGGCAGUAACAGCGGGGCAGGCAGGUGACACACUUCAGGUCUUUAAUCUAGACACUAAGACGAAGUUGAAGGCCUACCAAAUGCCGGAGACUGUGGAGUUUUGGAAAUGGAUCAGCCCGACAAUGCUCGGCCUGGUAACAUCUGCCGCUGUUUACCACUGGGACGUUGAGGGGUCAUCAGACGCUCCUGUAAAGGUGUUCGAGCGCAUCCCGAACUUGGCGGGUGCACAGAUUAUCAGCUACCGGACUAGCCCAGACGGCAAGUGGGCUGUGCUCGUUGGCAUAGCACCUGGCGCCCCCGAGAGGCCGCAGCUGGCGAAGGGGCUGAUGCAGCUGUACUCCUUCGAGCAGGCAAAAAGCCAGCCGCUGGAGGCACACGCAGCUGCCUUUGCGAACGUCAAGUUUACCGGGCGCGAUGCACCCAGCCUGGUCAUUUCGUUUGCACAGAAAACGCUGAAGGACGGGCAGAUCCUGUCUAAGCUACACGUGAUUGAGCUGGGGGGAGGUGCGGCCGGGGGCCCCAUCAAGCGCAGCGCGGAGCUAUUCUUCCCCGCAGAUUUUGCAGAUGACUUCCCUGUGUCGCUUCAGAUCGGCGAGAAGUACGGUUUGGUCUAUGUGGUCUCAAAGCUCGGCUUUGUGUUUGUGUACGAUCUGGAGUCGGCGACAGCUGUGUACCGGAAUCGUAUCAGCACAGAUCCCGUCUUCUUGGCUUGCACAAGCGACGUGACGGGUGGUAUCUUCUGCGUCAACAGGCGCGGCCAGGUCCUGCUGGUGACGGUUAACGAGGGCGCUAUGGUGCCGUUCGUUAGCCAGCAGCUGAACAAUCUGGACCUGGCCAUGGCCAUGGCAAAGCGCGGAAACUUGCCUGGGGCGGAGGCACUGGUGGGCCAGCAGUUUGAGCGGUACUUCGCUGCAGGGCAAUACAAGGAAGCAGCAGAGUGUGCUGCGGAAUCGCCCCAGGGCCAGCUCCGCACUAAGGAGGUGAUGGACCGCCUGAAGUCUGCUGUGCCACCUCCAGGCCAAAAGCCCCCCAUCCUGGUGUAUCUAGGCGUGCUGCUGCAGCGUGGCAGGCUAAACGGACCGGAGAGCGGCGAGCUAGCGAGGCUUGUGCUCAGUCAGAACAAGAAGGAACUGCUGGUCAACUGGUGGGGCGAGGGCAAGCUCGAGGCAUGCGAGGAGUUGGGCGACGCUAUCAGCGCAGCCGGCGAUAAGGACUUCGCGCUGAAGGUUUACCAGCAGUGCGGCGCUGGACAGAAGGUGAUCGCGACGCUGGCUGAGAAGGGCGACAUCCAGGCCCUGAUUGCGUACACAAACGCGACGGGGCAGAAGCUGGACUACAUGUUCCUGCUCCAGAGCCUCAUGAUGAACAACCCGAACGGGGCCGUUGCCCUAGCUAAGAUGAUCGCAAAGCAGAUGCCGCCGCCUGUGGACGUCAACGUUAUGGCGGACUUGUUCCUGCAGCGCAACAUGGUUCGCGAGGCCACAGCCUUCCUGUUGGAAGCUCUUUCAGGGGACCGCCCGGAGCAGGGCCCUCUGCAGACCAAGCUGCUGGAGGUUAACCUCAUCACGAACCCACAGGUGGCGGACGCCAUUUUGGCAGGCGGGACGCUUAGCCACUACGACCGGCCCCGGAUUGCUCAGCUGUGCGAGAAGGCAGGCCUGUACAUGCGCGCGCUGCAGCAUUAUACAGACCUGUCGGAUAUUAAGCGCUGCAUCAUCAACACACAUGCCAUCGAUCCACAGGCACUGGUGGAAUUCUUUGGUACCUUGAGUAGCGAGUGGGCGCUGGAGUGCCUCAAGGAGCUGUUAGUGAGCAACAUGACGCAGAACCUGCAGCUGGUGGUCAACAUCGCUAAGGAGUACACAGAGCAGCUCACCCCAAGCAAGAUCAUCGAGCUGUUUGAGGCGUACAACUCGUACCACGGCCUGUACUUCUAUCUGGGGUCACGCAUCGCAUUUACCGAGAACUCGGAAGAGCACUUCAAGUACAUUGAGGCGGCUGCGCGGACGGGCAAUCUGAAGGAGGUGGAGCGGGUAACCCGCGAGUCUUCCUUUUACCCGCCGGAUAAGGUUAAGGCUUUCCUCAUGGAGGCGAAGCUGCCGGAUGCCCGGCCACUCAUCAACGUGUGCGACCGUUUCGACCUGGUGGAGGACCUCACGCAGUACCUGUUUGCAAACAACAUGCUCCGCUACAUUGAGGGCUACGUCCAGAAAGUGAACCCCAGUAAGACGCCGGCUGUGGUGGGCGCGCUGCUAGACUGCGAGGCGCCCGACGAGUUCAUCAACAACCUGAUUUUGUCAGUGCGCUCGCUGCUGCCUGUGGAUGGGCUGGUGGAAGCCGUAGAGCGCCGCAACCGCCUGAAGCUGCUGACACCUUUCUUGGAGCACCUCAUUAGCGAGGGGAGCCAGGACCCACACGUGCACAAUGCGCUUGGCAAGAUUAUCAUCGAUACGAACAACAACCCGGAGCACUUCCUCACCACCAACCCGUUCUACGACUCGCUGGUGGUGGGCAAGUACGCUGAGAAGCGCGACCCCAACCUUGCAGUUAUUGCUUACAAGCGCGGCACCUGCGACGACGCGCUCAUCGAGUGCACUUCAAAGAAUGCGCUCUUUAAGCCACAGGCCAGGUACAUCGUGGAGCGGGCGGACCCGGCUUUGUGGGCCAAGGUGCUCGAUGAGUCCAACCCGCACCGUGCUUCGCUGGUUGAACAGGUGGUGGGCACCGCUCUUCCAGAGAGCCGAAACCCGGAACAGGUCAGCGUCACCGUCAAGGCGUUCAUGGCACAAGGCCUCCAGGCGGAGCUCAUCGAGCUUCUUGAGAAAAUUGUGCUACAGAACAGCGCCUUCUCUAACAAUGCAAACCUGCAGAACCUGCUCAUCCUCACCGCCAUUAAAUCCGAGAAGUCGCGUGUCAAGGGCUACAUCUACCGCUUGGACAACUUCGAUGGCCCCGCCGUGGCGGAGAAAGCCAUUGAGCACGGGCUGGCGGAGGAGGCGUUCGAGAUUUACAAGAAGUUCAACAAGCGUGUGGAGGCCAUCAAGGUCAUCAUCGAUCAAAUUAAGGAUAUUAGCCGCGCAUCGGAGUGGGCCGCUAAGUGCGAUGAGGCGCCUGUUUGGAGCGAGCUGGCGCAUGCGCAGCUGGCGGCGGGUAUGGUUUCCGAGGCGAUUGCAUCGUACCUCAAAGCCAACGACUCCACCAAGUACGUGGCUGUAACCGAGGCCGCCAAGUCGGCCGGCUGCUUUGACGACCUAGUCAAGUACCUGCUCAUGGUCCGCAAGAAGGUCAAGGAGGCAAAGGUGGACACAGAGCUCGUGUACGCGUACGCUAAGACCAACAACAUGGCGGCGCUGGAGGAGUUCAUUUCUUCUACACACCAGGCAAACUUGCAGGCUUGCGGUGACCGGUGCUACGACGAAGGCCUUUUCGAGGCGGCGCGUGUGCUGUUUGCCCACCUGCCUAACUACGGCCGUCUGGCUUCCACUCUCGUGCGGCUGCGGCAGUUCCAGCAGGCGGUGGAAGCGGCGCGGAAGGCGAAUAGCCCGAAGACCUGGAAGGAGGUCUGCUACGCUUGCGUGGACGAGAAGGAGUUCCGCUUGGCGCAGCUUUGCGGUCUGGCCAUAAUUGUCAAUGCGGACGAGCUGGACGAGGUAUCCGAGUACUACCAGCGCAAGGGCCACUUCGAUGAUCUCAUCGCCCUCAUGGAGAGUGGCAUUGGGCUUGAACGUGCACACAUGGGCAUCUUUACGGAGCUUGGCAUUCUGUACGCGCGGUACAGGCCUGAGAAGCUGAUGGAGCAUCUGAAGCUGUUCGGGAACCGGCUCAACAUUCCAAGGCUCAUCCGUGUCUGCGACGAGCAGCAGCAUUGGAAGGAGCUCACGCUACUCUACAUUUCAUACGAUGAAUACGACAAUGCGGCACUCUGCAUGAUUAACCACUCGCCAGCGGCUUGGGAGCACGUGCAAUUCAAGGAUGUCGCGGUCAAGGUGUCGUCCACGGAAACGCAUUAUCGUGGUCUGGCGUUUUACCUGGACGAGCACCCCGACCUGCUGUGCGACCUGCUGGGCGUGCUGCAGUCGCGCCUGGACCACGGUCGUGUGGUGGAUAUGAUGCGCCGUGCCAAUCAGCUGCCUCUCAUCAAAGACUACCUGCUGGGCGUACAGAAAGCCAACCACGCUGAGGUUAACGAGGCCAUCAACGGGCUGCUUAUUGAAGAGGAGGACUUCGAGGGGCUCAAGCACUCCAUUUCGACGUACGACAACUUCGACCAGUUGGGUCUUGCGACUCGCCUCGAAAAGCACGAGCUCAUCGAGUUCAGGCGGUUGGCAGCUAUGGUGUACAAGCAAAACGGCAAGUGGCGACGCGCUGUCGAGCUGGCCAAGGCGGAUGGUCUUUUCCGGGAUGCAAUGGAGACCACGGCACAGAGUGGCGAAGGCGAGCUUGCUGACGAGCUGCUUCGAUACUUCAUUGACAAAGGGGAGAAGGAGUGCUUCGCGGCGUGCCUGUACACGUGCUACGACCUGCUGCGGCCCGAUGUCGUGCUGGAGCUAUCGUGGAUUAAUGGACUCACUGACUACUCGAUGCCGUACAUGAUUCAGAUGCUCAAGGAGUACGUUGGCAAGGUGGAUCUCCUCAUGAGCGAGCGCAAAGAGCAGCAGAAAGAAAAGGAGGAGGCGCAGCAGGCGCAACGCCACCAGGAGGCCCAGCGAAAUGCGUAUGCAACGCUCAUGCCGCUGGCCUUGCCAGCCCCCAACAUGGUCGGUCCGGGCGGGCCAGGCGGGGGCUACGGCGAUCCUCACGGCGCGGCAGCGGGACCCACCGGGGGCUUCGGUGCACCGCAUGCGCCGUUUGGGACGCCCCCGCAUAUGGGAGGUGGUUUUGGGGGCCCUGCAUACGGGCAAUACUAAGUAGUGCGCGCCAGAUGUGCCGUAUAACUGCAACUGUGUGUGUAUGUCGCUAUGUUUUUGACUGACAAGUAUGCAUCGUGGAGGGGCACUUUGAUUCGACGGGGCUUGCUUGAAGUUUUGCACAUUCACAUUGAUACAUCCCUUUCCGGGCGCGUGUGAGAGAAACUCGUGUAUAGAGCUGCUUGAACCUUUUCGCGUAUUGUUCAGCACGGCUGUGUAGCUCCACCGGCGCCGUUGUAAAGAAAGAUGCAUUUUGGUAUGCUCUAGGGAUGUUUGGGGGGUGAGGUGCAGUUGUGUGGACGAGCCUUGAUAUGCUGUAUGAAGCAAAUUGCUUCAUUUGCACCGAGCCCGGCCGCGUAAAAGCCGGACGUGUAAAAGCAAAUUACUU